Molecule: messenger RNA, 1882 nt
Organism: Mus musculus (house mouse)
Lineage: Eukaryota; Metazoa; Chordata; Mammalia; Rodentia; Muridae
Gene: Uqcrc2
Product: ubiquinol cytochrome c reductase core protein 2
Exons: 14
Coding region: 102-1463 (453 amino acids)
Biological process (GO): proteolysis; response to xenobiotic stimulus
Cellular component (GO): respiratory chain complex III; mitochondrion; mitochondrial inner membrane
Molecular function (GO): protein-containing complex binding; metal ion binding; metalloendopeptidase activity
Source: RefSeq, marked validated
GUGGGCAAGCUCGCAGUGCACACCGGGAAACUCGGUCCUCCGACCCCAUCUUGCUUUGCUGUCUGCAGCGGUGACCGUGGGAAAGGGCAACUGCUAGAGCCAUGAAGCUCCUCAGCAGGGCCGGGUCCUUCUCGAGAUUUUAUUCCCUCAAAGUUGCCCCGAAGGUUAAAACUUCAGCAGCCCCUGGAGGAGUGCCUCUGCAGCCUCAGGAUCUUGAGUUUACCAAAUUACCAAAUGGUUUGGUGAUUGCUUCUCUGGAAAACUAUGCUCCUCUGUCAAGAAUCGGCUUGUUCGUUAAAGCAGGCAGUAGAUAUGAGGACUCCAACAACUUGGGAACCUCACAUUUACUACGUCUUGCAUCUAGUUUGACUACCAAAGGAGCUUCAUCUUUCAAGAUAACCCGUGGGAUUGAAGCAGUUGGUGGUAAAUUAAGUGUGACUGCAACAAGGGAAAACAUGGCGUACACUGUAGAAGGCAUUCGGAGUGAUAUUGAGAUCCUCAUGGAGUUCCUGCUCAAUGUCACCACAGCACCCGAGUUUCGCCGUUGGGAAGUAGCUGCCCUGCGGUCUCAGCUAAAGAUUGACAAAGCUGUUGCCUUUCAGAAUUCACAGACCCGUAUCAUUGAGAACUUGCAUGAUGUUGCCUACAAGAAUGCCUUGGCUAAUCCUUUGUACUGUCCUGACUAUAGGAUGGGGAAGAUAACAUCAGAGGAAUUACAUUACUUUGUUCAGAACCACUUCACAAGUGCAAGAAUGGCUCUGGUUGGACUUGGUGUGAGUCAUUCUGUCUUAAAGCAGGUGGCUGAACAAUUUCUCAACAUGAGGGGUGGCCUUGGUUUAGCUGGUGCAAAAGCCAAAUACCGUGGAGGUGAAAUUAGAGAGCAGAAUGGAGACAACCUGGUCCAUGCUGCUAUUGUUGCAGAAAGUGCUGCCAUUGGAAAUGCAGAGGCAAAUGCAUUCAGUGUACUUCAGCAUCUUCUUGGUGCUGGACCACAUAUCAAAAGGGGCAACAACACCACCAGCCUCCUGAGCCAGAGUGUUGCCAAAGGAAGUCACCAGCCUUUUGAUGUUUCUGCAUUUAAUGCCAGUUACUCAGACUCUGGGCUCUUUGGAAUUUACACUAUUUCCCAGGCUGCAGCUGCUGGAGAGGUUAUCAAUGCUGCCUACAACCAAGUCAAAGCAGUUGCUCAAGGAAACCUUUCCAGUGCAGAUGUCCAAGCUGCCAAGAACAAGCUAAAAGCUGGAUAUCUAAUGUCUGUGGAGACGUCAGAGGGCUUCCUGAGUGAAAUUGGGUCACAGGCUCUAGCUGCAGGUUCUUAUAUGCCACCUUCUACCGUCCUUCAACAGAUUGACUCCGUGGCUGAUGCUGAUGUUGUAAAGGCUGCAAAAAAGUUUGUUUCUGGCAAGAAGUCAAUGGCAGCGAGUGGAAACUUGGGACAUACGCCUUUUCUCGACGAGUUAUAACACAUGCGUGUAUUUAAAGCUCAGCCCAGACCAGCAAGCACAUCAAAGUCAGGUCUCUUAAUAAUUAAUUAAUGUUAAUUCAACAUUUUCUCAAUGAAGUAAAAAAAAAAAAAACUUAAAAGCAUAGUGACUCCCAGCUGUCCUAGUGUCAAUAAAGCAUUGUGUGUAAAUGUUCUUCUUGCAUUCUUUCUAAGCAGUCAGCAAGUAUUUAUUAAAUGCUUUAAGGAAAACAAUAAUAGAGUAAUUUUUGAGUUCGCCAAUUACAUCAAUUAAGAAAUUUCAGAAACUGUUAAAAUUGAGGCUAAGCAGCUUUAAAAGUAAAAAUUCCAGAUUAUUACUGGUGGCUUUUUAAAAUAAAAACAACUUUAACACUUGAACAGCCUGGAUUUUGCCCCAUGUACAGUAAACCUGCGUUUCUG